This is a messenger RNA of Cuscuta epithymum, 875 nucleotides long. The record is from the annotation of a GenBank genome assembly. NCBI's taxonomy places the organism in Eukaryota, Viridiplantae, Streptophyta, Magnoliopsida, Solanales, Convolvulaceae.
GGCAAGGCAGGGCUGUGCAAUGAGAGCGAAGAAAGAAACCAUGAAAAUGGAAGAAGAGAUGAUGCGAAAAGUGCAUUCAACAGCAGCUCCAAAUAAACCUAAAGGUUACCCAACUACCGACGACUGCCCACCGGGAAAGAAGUGGUUGUUUCUCCUAAACAAGUCGAAGGGGGUUGGGGUUUCUCGGCGGCGUUCUUCUUUUCGAUCGCGAAGGGAAGACGGCAUCGGCUCGAGUUGUUUGGUUGGGCUGGCACGGGACUUGGGGCUGGUGCACAGCAGAUCGUUGAUCGCAUCAGUUAGAAGGCUUUCGAAUGCAGCAGGGGUCGGGCAGUUUGGAUCGCGGUUUCGCUUGGGUCAUGGCCUGCUCGUUUGUGGUACUGGUUUCGGUUGGGCAAAUACCAUCAGGCGGAGAUUCCGAGUUCACUCGUGCUAUAAUUGCAGGGGAUAAGAAGGUGUCUUUGAAAUUUGUGGUGGUAGAAUUGCAAGGAAUUUUUCAAGACGAAGGUUUGUUGAUCCGCCCCCCUCCUGAGCCACCGCCAAGGAUGACGCUUGAAGCAGGGUUUCGUUUUCGCUGUCAGUUUAGUUUAUUUAAUUUCGUUUUACUCUUGUUGAAUUUCUUUGACAUGUUGAAUUCUGUCGUUGUUGCUUUCUGUAUUGUCGUUUUCAAUCAGACUCUUACAUUAGGUAGGGGUGAUGGGGGUUUUGCUCUAGCCACGCUUGGCUCAUUUAGACUCAUUAUAGGACAAGCGAAUCAUAUUGCUCUAUACAAGGUGAUUGGUUCUCCAACUGGUCCGAGGGUCGGUGGCUGGAAGUAUUUCAUUUGUCAUUUGUAUCCCUUGCUGAAUGUUUUAUUAUCAAUAUAAGUCCCCUUGUUG